GUCAACGACUCGAACCUCUCCCACUCCAUCUCCACGAGUUUACAUCCACUGCCUUCCAAUUCUAUUUUCUUAAUCAAGCUUCGUUGCUUGGACGACUGCCGCAAAAAUGGGUGCCAUUCCGGAAGCCGACCCUGAUGAGCCUGUUGAGACCAAGCCCUUCAAGUUCGUUACUGGUGAGCUAUGACGCCCGUUUCCCUCAACAGAACCAGACCAAGCACUGCUGGCAAAACUACGUUGACUACCACAAGUGCGUGAACGCCAAGGGCGAGGACUUCCGCCCAUGCCGCCAGUUCUACCUCGCUUUCCGUUCUCUCUGCCCCAAACCUUGGACUGAUCGGUGGGAUGAACAACGCGAGGCUGGUAACUUCCCUGCCCGCCUGGACCGGUAAAUUAUAUAAGAUAGCACCUAGAACUCAAGCGUUGAUUUAACCUUGAAUGGUUGUUCUUUUGUCAACAUGUAUACUAGCUGGUCUGCGGGGAUCCUGAUAAAGCCCCAUUAUUCUCUUCUUCCUCCCCAUUCCGUGAGCUAGUUGAGGAUGAAGGUGUCUAUAGACUCGCCGUAGUACGAAAUGUGCGCAUUCUCGUGUUG
Messenger RNA from Aspergillus nidulans FGSC A4, 589 nucleotides. Its product is annotated as cytochrome c oxidase subunit VIb. Lineage: Eukaryota; Fungi; Ascomycota; Eurotiomycetes; Eurotiales; Aspergillaceae. The record is from RefSeq and is a predicted model, not a curated record. The coding region runs from base 135 to 389 and encodes 84 amino acids. Gene Ontology annotation, cellular component: respiratory chain complex IV; mitochondrial inner membrane; membrane. The transcript is spliced from 5 exons. Gene Ontology annotation, molecular function: cytochrome-c oxidase activity. Gene Ontology annotation, biological process: proton transmembrane transport.